Messenger RNA from Thamnophis elegans (Western terrestrial garter snake), 2253 nucleotides. RefSeq names its product amyloid beta precursor protein binding family A member 2 (gene APBA2). The transcript is spliced from 12 exons. Bases 1 to 2253 code for a protein of 750 amino acids. Gene Ontology annotation, biological process: chemical synaptic transmission. Gene Ontology annotation, cellular component: cytoplasm; plasma membrane; dendritic spine. Gene Ontology annotation, molecular function: protein binding; amyloid-beta binding. The record is from RefSeq and is a predicted model, not a curated record. NCBI's taxonomy places the organism in Eukaryota, Metazoa, Chordata, Lepidosauria, Squamata, Natricidae.
AUGGCAAGCAGGAAAUGCCAAAGCACCACGGCGACCAUGCUGGAUCACCGGACAAGAGCCUGCCCUUCUUCUCCCCAUGGCCAAGCAGCUGAAAAGGCCAAAAGUCCUUUGCCUGGGGAAGACUAUGUGGAGAAGGUGAUGGACGCGAUCUCAGUUGGUCCAGGUGGCUUCCCCCCAGUCGACUCUGAGCAUAUCGACAACAGCGCAGAUGGGGACUCUAGUUCAGAUUAUGUCAACAACACUUCGGAAGAGGAGGAUUACGAUGAAGGACUUCCAGAGGAAGAGGAAGGAAUCACCUACUAUAUCCGAUAUUGUCCGGAGGAUGACAGCUACCUGGAAGGGAUGGACUGCAACGGGGAAGAAUAUGUCCCCCAAGAAGAGCAUCACGUAGAGACGGACGAGUGCCAGGAAGCUAUUGAGGAGGGAGAAUGGGUGGAGACCAAGAUUCAGCACCAGGAUAACGUGGCCGAAGCGGUGGGCUACCACGAAGGCUGCAUCCAGAUUUUGGAAAGCGAGGUGGCCUGCCUAGAAAUCCAGGAUCAAGACGAGAGCCUCCAGUAUUGCCAUCCCAGUGAAGGGGGUUACUACUCCCCGGAAGCCAACGGCAACUCCCGCCGGAUGUCCCCUUACCGUGGCAGGAGCGAAGAGGGGGAUCUGGAAGAACAGGAGGAAGACAUCGACCAGAUUGUGGCGGAGAUCAAGAUGAGCAUGAGUAUGAACAGCAUUAACAGCGCAUCGGAAAUGAGCCCGGAACACGAUGGGACUGAGAACGUGCCCAAUGACUAUGCAGAGACGUGUCCCAAGGGAGAGUCCGGCCAUGCGGCCAACCGGCAUCUGGGGCGGCCCAAAUCCUUGAACAUCCCUCCGGCCUCCAAGCAACUCGGAGAUGCCCCGAGAGGCUUCAAAACCAAGUCCAAGACUCCGGAGGACAGGCAGAGCUGGCCACAAGAACAGGUAUGCAACGGCUUAGAACAACCUAGGAAGCAACAGCGUUGUGAUCUCAAUGGGCCCAUCGACAACAAUAAUAUGCCGGAGACCAAGAAGGUACCGUCUUUCCCAAGCUUUGUGGAUGUUCCAGGUCCUUGCGAGCCCGAGGACCUCAUUGAUGGCAUCAUCUUCGCAGCAAAUUACUUGGGUUCUACCCAGUUGCUCUCCGAACGCAACCCAUCCAAAAACAUCCGGAUGAUGCAAGCCCAGGAGGCCGUCAGCCGUGUCAAGAGGAUGCAAAAGGCAGCUAAAAUCAAGAAAAAAGCGACUUCUGAAGGGGAUGCCCAUGCUUUGACAGAGGUGGACUUGUUCAUCUCCACCCAGAGGAUUAAAGUUCUUAAUGCAGAUACCCAGGAAACUAUGAUGGACCAUGCGCUGCGCACCAUCUCUUACAUUGCGGACAUCGGCAACAUCGUGGUCCUGAUGGCCCGCCGUCGAAUGCCUCGAUCAGCGUCGCAGGACUGCAUCGAGACGACUCCUGGGGUGCAAGAAGGGAAGAAACAGUACAAGAUGAUCUGCCACGUUUUCGAAUCUGAGGAUGCCCAGCUGAUCGCUCAAUCGAUCGGACAAGCUUUCAGCGUGGUCUAUCAGGAAUUUCUCCGGGCCAACGGCAUCAACCCCGAAGAUCUCAGCCAGAAGGAAUACAGCGACAUCAUCAACACCCAGGAAAUGUAUAACGAUGACUUGAUUCACUUCUCCAACUCGGAGAACUGCAAAGAGCUGCAGCUGGCCAAGCACAAGGGGGAGAUCCUUGGUGUGGUGGUGGUGGAAUCUGGUUGGGGCUCCAUUUUGCCCACAGUCAUCCUGGCCAACAUGAUGAAUGGAGGGCCAGCCGCCCGUUCAGGAAAGCUCAGCAUCGGAGACCAGAUCAUGUCCAUUAAUGGGACCAGUUUAGUCGGCCUUCCUUUAGCAACCUGCCAAGGAAUCAUUAAGGGUCUUAAGAAUCAGACGCAAGUGAAGUUGAACAUUGUCAGUUGCCCUCCUGUCACCACUGUCCUCAUCAAGCGCCCGGAUCUGAAAUACCAGCUGGGUUUCAGUGUUCAGAAUGGAAUUAUCUGCAGCUUGAUGCGAGGUGGGAUUGCAGAGAGAGGAGGGGUCCGGGUAGGACAUCGCAUUAUCGAGAUCAACGGUCAAAGUGUCGUCGCUACGGCUCAUGAGAAGAUUGUCCAAGCCUUGUCCAACUCCGUAGGAGAGAUUCACAUGAAGACAAUGCCUGCCGCCAUGUUCCGGCUGCUGACCGGUCAAGAAACUCCCCUCUACAUCUAA